CAACUGUACAAGUAGCAGGAGUACUUUACGUAGGGGUCCUAUUACUCCGCGUAUGUACCCUGGACUCGCGUUCAUCAUCAUCUAUUCAUUCUCAACUUUUUCGGCUUUAGGCUGCAGUGGUGGUCGGAGCUAGGGAGUUAGUAAGCGAGAGGAUGGAGCCGACGGUUGCUGAAACGGGAGGUGAGGGAGGGGGAGGAAGGCGGCAGCAGGCGGGCAUGGGGCAGAUGUUGACUGGAAUAAUUAGAAUGGCGAUUUUCUGGUACUUCGCAUCAAAGUUCUUUAGCCCUAAACGCGCCCCUUCCGAUCCUUCUGCCCAGAUCACCAAUCUCUUCCACAAGGGCGAGCCCUUGGACAUGUGGUUAUACAUCUCAGAGCAAGAAAAGUUCAAUGACUUUGGCAAUGAAACAGCACUCAUUUGGCAUGAGACGAAUAUACCUUAUGCUGUUUGGGGACCUGAAAGUUUGAGGUCUCUUUCUUUGGAGUAUGUUCCAACUGAGGCAUUGAAACACAAUGAGAGUCUUUAUGCUCAUGUAUUUUUUGCUCGCUCUGGGAAUCCCGUGGAUCCCAGUGAUCCAGAGUACCAACCAUUGGCAGCAUUUGGAAGGACACAUUCUGUCGUCACAUAUUUUCCAAAGUCAAAAUCUGACAAGAAGAAGAGCCUGUUAAGCAACUCUGAAGACUCUAAGGAUGAGUUAGUUAUACCCAAGGUGUCUGAAGAACUUGCUGAUUCUAAAGAGGAUGUCUCAAUUGAAUGGGUUUCAUAUUGGAAACCCAAUCUUACUAUCAAUUUGGUUGAUGAUUUCACUAGAUACACUCAAAAUGCAGUUCCAGCAAAUAUUGCUCCUUACUUGAACAUUGCACCCACUACUGGAUACUACUACCCAACUGUGUUCUUCAAUGAGUUUUGGUUACUAAGAGACAAGUUAAUACCCAUCAAUGACACAAUAACAAAGUUGCCACUGCAUCUUGAGCUUAGUCCCAUAAGCAUGACAAAAUGGCAACUAUUCCUGCAGAUAGAUCAAUCUUUUCAGAUUCAUAGGAGUUAUGGAAGCAUGCUUGAAGGCGAGUCUGAUGAACUGAAGAGGGUCUUUUUGGAAGGAAACCCAUACCUUCUUGGGGUUACCAUGGUUGUAUCUCUUCUGCAUUCUGUGUUUGACUUCUUGGCAUUCAAGAAUGAUAUUCAAUUCUGGAACAAAAACAAGUCCAUGGAAGGUCUAUCCGCAAAAUCAGUUGUUGUGAACUUUAUCUCCCAGCUUAUCGUGUUUCUUUAUUUACUUGACAAUGAAACUUCAUGGAUGAUACUUGCAAGUUCUGGUAUUGGCUGUUGUAUUGAGUUCUGGAAAAUAGGAAAGGCUAUGCACAUAGAGAUAGACAGAUCUGGCAAGAUACCUAUGCUGAGAUUCCGCGAUCGCGAAUCAUAUGCUGGAAAUAAGACAAAAGAAUACGAUGAUCUUGCCAUGAAGUAUUUGACAUAUAUACUCUUCUUCUUGGCUGGAUGCUUUUCGAUAUACUCUUUAAUGUAUGAGCAGCACAAGAGUUGGUACUCUUGGAUUCUCUCUUCCCUCACGAGUUGUGUUUAUAUGUUUGGUUUCAUCAUGAUGUGUCCUCAGUUAUUCAUCAACUAUAAACUGAAGUCGGUUGCACAUCUGCCUUGGAGGCAAAUGACAUACAAGUUCCUGAAUACAAUUAUUGACGAUCUCUUUGCCUUUGUCAUUAAGAUGCCUACAUUGCAUCGCCUCUCAGUCUUUCGAGAUGAUUUAAUAUUUCUCAUAUACCUGUACCAAAGAUGGGUUUAUCCAGUUGAUAGGAAACGUGUCAAUGAAUUUGGGUUUGGGGGCGAAGAAGCCGAUAGUGCAGCUAGUAGCAGCACCGUCGCCAGGACGCAGAAUGAAGAUGAGAAGAAAACUAACUGAUCUAACUCUUCUGAUAGUUUAGUGCUUUCUAAACUUAUGGUACUGUUAGUUUUUUGUUUUUAUAAAACUUGAUAGAUAGUGUGUUUGCCCACACCUGAUUUUACUGGGAGCUUGGGGGAUAUUGUCGCCCGUGUUUUUUCCCUUUUCAUUACAUGCUGUUUUGUACUACUAUAUUUAUAUUUAUUUUGAACUCCGUGAAGAAGGUUGACCGAAAGAGAUGAGUUAUCUAGUACUCCAGUAUUAUUAAUAAUGUAGUAGCAUAUUA
Molecule: messenger RNA, 2178 nt
Organism: Cuscuta campestris
Lineage: Eukaryota; Viridiplantae; Streptophyta; Magnoliopsida; Solanales; Convolvulaceae
Source: the annotation of a GenBank genome assembly